This is a messenger RNA of Schistosoma spindalis, 2778 nucleotides long. The record is from the annotation of a GenBank genome assembly. Lineage: Eukaryota; Metazoa; Platyhelminthes; Trematoda; Strigeidida; Schistosomatidae.
AUGGAAUCUAAUCAUAAUCAUUCAAUACUUUGUUCACAAAUUCAUCAACCAACAAAUGAACAAAUUGAAUUAAACUAUCCUUAUAAUAAUAAUAAUAAUAAUAAUCAUAAUGAUAAUAUUGACAUGAACCAUGAAAUGACUAAUAAUACCAUUUAUACCCAUUUAGGAUUUCCAUUACCUAAUUCAUUGAUUAAUCAAUCAUUACAGUAUCAAACAACUUCUAUUAUUGGGAAUAUAACAAAUAAUUCAAUUCAAUCAUUGAUAAAUGAUAGAUCUCAGGAUAGAAAUAUGGGAAUGACAAAUGAUCUACUAAGAUUAACAAAUGUAUCCACAGGAGAUUUAUAUGGUUCCAAUAAAUCAUAUGAUAAUGUAACAGGUACAUCAAGUUUUAUUCCAUUGAAUAAUGAAACAAUUCAUUCGAAAGUAUAUUCAACAAAUAUACAACAACCAAGUCAAAGUUAUGCUUAUUCAUAUAAGACUCAUCAUCAUGAUCAUCAUCAUCAUCAUCAUAAUCAUUCCAUAAUGGGGUUAUCAAAUCAUAAAUGGUUUACAGGUUUAACUAAUGAACAGAAUGAUAAAGAUAUAAAAGAAUCAAUUUGUAUGUAUACUGAAACAACAAAUACUAAUACACCAAUGAUAAAUAAUACAAAUGAAACUUCAUUAAUUCCAUUAUUUGAUCCAAUUGUAUGGAAUACAACAAAUUGGAAACAAUUUGCAACAAUAGCACAACAUUCAUAUUAUGAUCCUAUAAAUGAUCCAUUAAUCUAUAAUCAAAUGAAUGAAAUUCAUAAUAAUUUAACUAAUCAAUCUAAUAUAAUUCCGUUUUAUCCUAUGAAUCAAACAAAAAAUCAUCAUCAUGAUGAUGAUGAUAAUCAUAGAUUUGGUUCUUUAACAAGAUCUAAUUUAUCUACAUUGACUUCAUCAAAUUUUACUGAUUCGAAUGUACUAAAUACUCAGUUAUCAAGUGAUUUCAUCAAAAAUACUAAAAGUUUCAAUGAAUGUAAUAGAAAUAGUUGUUAUAGUAGUAGUGGUAGUAAUAAUAAUAAUGAUAAUAAUAAUAAUGGAAGUAGGUUACCAUUACUACCAUCCCUAUUAGCUGAUUGUUCAAAUUCAUCCACUUGUAUGACAACAAUCAAUUCUCAACCAAUAUAUAAAUAUAAUUCAAAUGAUUAUCAUCAAAAUACUUUAUCUGAUAUUACAUUAACACAAUUCUAUCAUAAUGGUAAUACAAAUAAUACAUUUCGAAAAUACUAUCCAGAACAAAAGAUAUAUAAUACUAAUACUACUACUAUUACUACUACUACCACAACUACUACAACUACUACUACUACUAAUAAUAAUAAUAGUAGUAGUAGUUUUGAUAGUUCAAACUCUAUAGUUUAUCAUAUGAAUAACAAUUAUAAUCAAAUAGAUUUUAUAAAGAAUAACUUUCAUCAACAAUUCAAUGGUUCCAAGACAAUUAAUUCAACGUUUAAUCAUUCCCAAGAAGAAUUUAAUAUUCAUAGAGAAAUGAAUAAACUUGAAGAUCAUUGUCAAUACAAAACUUAUCCAGAUGAAUUCCCAUCUUCUUCACCAUCUUCAGAUAAUGGAUCAAUAAUGAAUCAUGAUCAUACAAAAUCUUCAACAUUAUUUCCAUUGAAUCAACCAUCUAAUACAACUACUAAUAAUAAUCAUAAUCAUACUCAAUCCUAUUAUAAUACAACCAUAAUCAAUCCAAAUGAAUCAAAUCUAUAUCAUGAUGAAUCAAUUAUCAAUCAUUGUCAUAAUGAUAGUUUCAAUAAUAAAGCUAAUAGAGUAUAUAAUAAUGAUAAUAAUGAUAAUACUACUACUAUUACUACUACUAAUACUACUAAUCAUACUACUAAUAAUCAUUCAUUAAUUAAUCCUAUUAUUACAAGUCCACUAUUAUCAAAUUUUUCUAAUUCAUCAUCAUCAUGUUUAAGUAUAACAAAUUUACAUGAAAAACGUAAACAACGUAGAAUUCGUACAACAUUUACUAGUUAUCAAUUGAAAGAACUAGAAAAAGCAUUUCAAGAAACACAUUAUCCAGAUAUUUAUACAAGAGAAGAUUUAGCAUUAAGAAUUGAUCUUACUGAAGCUAGAGUUCAGGUUUGGUUUCAAAAUAGACGUGCAAAAUUUCGUAAAACUGAACGUGUUAUUCAACCGGAUACAACAACAACAACAAUAACAACCACAUCAUCCUCAUCCUUCUCCUCUUCCUCCUCCUCCUCCUCCUCAUCAUCAUCAUCAUCAUCAUCAACAAUAAUAAUAAAUACAAACAAUAUUGAACAUAAUAAUCUAACUUUAUCCUCAAAUAUUCAACAUACAUCAAUGGAUCAUUCAAUGUAUCAUUCAAAAUUAUAUUCAACUACUACUUUAUUAGAUAAUCAAGAGAAACUUCACAAAUUCAUUGAUCCUUAUCAUAUUAUUGAUCAACAUGAAAUAAUCAAUACUAAUGAUAUCAUGAAUAGACCUAGAGAAAUUGAUUAUUUACAUCCAUCUUCCACUUCACCAUUAUCAUACAAUUCACAAGAUGAAUUAAAUUAUUCUAAAGAAUUUUAUGAAACAUUUAAAAGAUCUGAAUCUAUACAAUUAACAAAUGAAUUCUAUCCAUCAUCAUUUAAAGAUUCACUUAUUUCAGUUAUACAAAAAUCGAAUUCAAUGUUACCAACUAAGUCCUAUAUAGAUUGGUCAAAUCAUUAUCCUUUAUUAAAAGAGAAAGAUUCUAUAAAUAGUAAUAUCAGUAUUAUUACUACCACUACUACUACUACCUACUAA